GCGCCUGUCCCGUUUGGAAAAAGUUGGCAGUGCAAUGGUUACGCUGCGUGCGUCUCAAGGGCAAAAAGGAAAUGAGGAAACCGAUCACAACAACAAAUGAAGACUCCUACCUUUCCAGACCUCUCUGUGUGUCUGAGCGCGGACUGCUGCCGCUGCACCUCCAUGUCAGCGUUACAGGACGUUAUUCUAGGUUUAUUUGUAAGGGGAUAAUAAAGGAAAUAAAUAAAUAAGACCGAGGAGAUGCGCCUGGAGGGGUAACGUCACAUUUUCAGAGAGAGAGCGGCUGAGUGGAGACACAGUGACCGAGCCGAGGGAGAGGAAUAUGCGGCACUGGUCCCUCUGCACGUCGCACCACAAGCCUUGGAUCUUUACCGGAUAGACGUCCUAUAGCUGGGAAGGCGUGAUUCAUUUUUCAUUUUAUUUUUAAAUCUCCAUCCGCACGGAGGAUUUAAUGAUCGAACCACGUUUCAGCGUUUGAUCCCCUCUAGUCACGCCACCCAGGACCCCACGGAGACCGGUUUCACGGGAUCAGGACCCACAGACUGACGGUACCCAAAAUAAAUACAAGGAGCCAUCACUUUAAAGUUAAGACAAGUUUCAGGAUAAAGGCCGGGAUUUAUCCAGACUGCGGUUUUACAGUCAAUAAUAUAGCCUAAGAUUUCUUUUAACGCAUAUAUGGUAAAGUAGGGAGGCUUAUUUUAAACAUACCACUUAUUAAUCAGCGAAUAAAUCUUUCGGAGUUCAUGGUUUAUGUUGGGAUCUGAUUUUUUUUAUUGAUCAAAUGCGACCCAAUAAAGUUGCAGCAAUGAGGAUGCCAGCCUGGGGGUCCUUUCAAGGAAGGGAGACUGGAGAAUGAAAGCGGGAUAUCUGCGUCUCUAAUCGGACACAGAGGCGAAGGAAGGAGGACAAGUCCCCUCCUUUUGCUUUUGCUUUUUUGGAUUGGUCCAAAAAUAUUUUUUGCGUUCCCCUUGGACUCCUACACACAAUGGGGAUUAUGCUUCAAGUUAUUCUAGGAAUGUUUCAAUUCCUGCUGCUCACCAGAAUACCGACGUCCCAUGCCAAGCUUGCUCACUGGCGACCAUCAGACUCCCCCAAAUCCAGGGAAGGCAGAGAAGUGCGUCGGUGGUUGGAGGUUUAUUCUCGGAGCGGCUGCGAGCCUCGGGACACUCUGUUGGAGGUGUGGAGGGAACUGCCGGGGGAGACGCACAGUCUCUUCGUCCCGUCCUGCGUGUCGGUGAGGCGAUGCGGCGGCUGCUGUGCCGACGAGGCCUUGGAGUGUGUGCCCACGCUCACACAUACACUCACCAUGGAGCUGAUGAGAACGUCCUUCAUGAAGCAUGAGCUCAUCGAGCUGCCCUUCGUCGAGCACAGCCAGUGUGAGUGCAGAUUUAAAGAGCAGUUCCAGCCAACGCCUACUUCGAGGCCCUAUCUGAAGCCAGCGAAAAAAAUCAAGAAAAAGGAGAGGGGGAAGUCCAGACUGAAGACAACUGGAGACGCCAGAGCCGUAACCCUGGCUCCCCCAGCUAUUCCUGCCACGUCCUCUCCUCCUCCUCCUCCUCCAUCACCUCCUCCCAACAGCCUCUUUCCCUCGCCCUCGCCCUCUCCCUCUCCCUGGCCCUCUCCCUCUCCCUCUCCCUCUCCCUCACCCUCUCCGACACCUCGUUGCCGCCCCUGCAGAGGGAGGAAGUGGACUCUGGAUGCGACGUCAUGUCAGUGCCACUGCAGCAUCAGGGCUGAGAGCUGCAGCCAGAAGGGCCGGAGACUCAACCCUCGUCGCUGCAAGUGUGAGGCAAUGAGAACUUGACAUGUCUGCCCACCUUCUUCUCGCCUCCUUCUCACCACCAAAUUCCUGCCGAUUCAUCGCCCACUCUCAGUAUCAGUGCCAUGGACCAUACAGACGCUUGGACAUCUAGUUUUCUCAAACUGAAGGAAAAUAUCAGUGGAAGCACACACAAGACCCUGCAGCAGCAAAACAACAAGUGCAUCAUUACAGCCUAAAUAUACUAUAGAUACUAUACGUGGGUUCAAACAUGCGUCUGCCUUCCUGCUUCAUGCACAUGCGUGCAGAGACACGUAGCGUCGCGGAAACACAUCCGAUGGGUGGAGGAUGGGAGUGGCGUAAAAAAUAAAAUGGCAACUUUGAGCGACAUGGGAAUGAACAGAUAAAAUGUUUCGCGGUGGUCAUGAGCCAGCAGGUGGACAGAGGUUUCUGACUGCAAAGAAGAUCCCUUCACCUGUUAUCAUAAUGAACAAUGAAGAGGACCAAUCACAGGUCCCGUCCUGUCGGACGCGUCGGUGGAAGUUGAGAUCAUUUGCUCAAAAGGAAACUGCACACGGAGACAGAUUCCAGGAUUAAGUUGAGACCAAUCUUUGUGCAGAAGAUUUGAGAAACAUCAGAUUAUUGUGGCAUGCUGAGACAUACCAGGAGGACAUAGGACAUGCACAUGAACUGGCACCCCAGUGUGUUGAGCUGAAUGCUGGGAUGCAGUGUAUCUGUGUGGUCUCCGCACUGAAAGACCCAGAUGGGUUAUCCCUGCAGCCGUUCUCUCUCAUUCAAAGCGUAUGACCACGGGCUGGCUCUCCAAGCCGCUUUCCAGCAUUAGUUUAAUUUGGGCCUUUUGUCUCCAUCUUUUCUCGGCUCCUCGAUUGAAUGGAGCCGCUUUGCCUCUCUUUGCCUCUCUUUCAGGCAGUGAGGAGAAUGACAAUAAUGAGGCCUGGCGGCUGUCCACUGCUUCACACACAAACAUUCACACUUCACAUAAUACCAGGAACACAGACGACACCACGAAUGCAGCCAGACACACUCGGCCACACAAACAUCCAUAUUUACACACACACACACACAAUGUGAAACGAAUGCAGGUAGCCAUAAGCUUUUGUUUGUGCCGCACAAACGAGCGUGCAAAUAUAUGUCAGUUGUUGUUUAUUUGCAAUUUACUGCAAAGUCUUAAUUAAGUAUUGUAUAACACGCCUCUGUUUUAUAUUUUAUUAUAAUUCUGUCGAGAUGAUUGGAAAGAUAUUCUAUAUUGUGUCUUUGUUUUUUGGUUUUUUUUUGUUCAUCUGUAAUCCGUCUGCAUAAAGAGUCACGCUGGGUGGCCGGCUAAACCGAUACCCUAAUGUAUUGAAUUUAAACAGAGACGGCUCACAUGGGCCACAAACGGGAGACCUUAUACAUCAUAAUGUGUAAUUCAAACAAUCAGUGGGGCAGCGUUGUCAGCAGCACACAGAGACCAAGCAAACAGCCGUCCCCAGCGCAGUGAAAGGAAAACACGGCGGCUGUUGUUGCACGCUGGACCCAGGACGGAAAGAGUUUUAUUCACUCGGAACAUAACUUGUUUAUAUUCUGACUGAAUCUCACGGUUUAACUCCAUGUUGGUUCAUGACUGCUUGGCUGCUGGGUGGCAACGGGGAUUUUCAGAAAGGAUGAGGUCUUGAACGGAGUGUCAGUCAGUGUGACGAGCUAAAGCCGGAGCUCGAAGGACCCAAAGCGGCAGGUUGCGGAGUUUAAAACCUUUUCUGACGCUCUGAGCUGAGCCAGCGCUAAAUGUCACUGAGAACAUUUCAACGGUGAUGCCUUAGCUCCAAGGGAAACGGUAGCUUUGAAACUCCAUGGUUGGCGUCCGCACUCUUCCCCCCUGAAUUCAUAUGAACCUGCUGAUUGAAGAAAAGUCUCCCAGAAACAGCGUGUGGUCCAGAGUCUGAAUUAUUUAUGUGCCAGCCUUUGCAGCAACAGAACUUUGUUUCGGUGGCUGCUGUGAUAAGCUCUGUAUUUAUACUCUCCUGAGAUGAGAUUAAGUUUUUCAUGCUCGUCAUUCAGUGUUUAUUACUGUCAAUCAAUGCUUCAAUCACUACCUCUAUAUCAUAACAUAUUAAUGACCAAGUAUUAGAGCAUAUUUGUUACUUUCUCUGUGUUAUUUCGGACCUCUCUUUUUAGAUAAUGAUACGUUUAGCAAUAAGCACAGUCUCAUCUGUAGUGAUCAUCACUGGCUUAGAGGAACCUAUAGGACGUUUGUGAAGGGAAGAGCUUUUAACGAGAGGAGAGCUGAGCUGGUCCUCUGAGUACUGACCAGUCACUGUGUGAUAACUUGGAACAGGAGAUGGUUUCCCAAAGAGUUCGUAGCUUCAGACUUUUGAUGUACAUUCGUAGCAUUAUAGGUGUAAUUUUACAAUUUGGGAAGUGCAUUUAGAUUAGAAGAAAGAUGCCACUCUGACAUCUGUGUGGUAAAUAUGAUCCCAUUAGUUAGCUUAACUUAGCGCUAAGACUGGAAAUAAAGCGCAGCCUCUAAUUUAGUUCUGUCAGUGGGUGAAAAAAUACAUGCAGAAACAGCAAACUCUCUGGUAUUUAAACAUAGUUGCCAGCUCCAAAUGAGUCUGUAGUCAGAGUUUGUUGCUUCUGGACAGAGUUAUGCCAGAAGUUUAGUCUUAUUUUUAGUUUUUACGCUAAGCUAAUCCACCGGUCUAACUUCAUAUAUACUCUACAGACGUGGCUGUGGUAUCGAUUGUCUCUUGCCCAUUUCUUAAACCAUUCCUACAAGUGUUUUACUCACACGCAGCUAUUUCUGUUCAUGUGUUUAUUCUUUGCAUGAACUCACCCAAUCAUUUAUUAAUAAUAGGAAACAAAUACAUUUUUUGAACAAACAAGCAAAUGUCUUGGGAAACCAACAAGUCCCUGAACCUAAAUACAGAUUACACUUGUGUUUGAGAUUGCAAAGCACGUACUGUAGAUCAGUCCUCUGGGGGAAAACAAAAUAGAAAGCGAGCUGAAGGAGCAGGAGGACUCCACUCAUACAGAUGUGUAUCAGUGACAUUCCACCUAAAAGGACUGAGGUGCUGCGAUAAGUUUUUGGCUGCCUCAUGGUUACUUAAUGUGACUGAAUUAUUUCAACGCACCAAUUGUGAUCGAUAAAAAACAUUCCAACAUCACAGCUCUUAACGAUAUACUGAUAGUCUGUUUAAAUAGCCGAUCCUGUGUGAGCUUCAAACAUCAGUGUGCUUUGUAUCUGCACAGUCUACGUUGUACUGUUAAGGUAGCCCUGUUCUAGCCUCCAGUGUCUUAGUAGCCUAUAGAUACCACUUACUAAACUAUAUAACAUUUUAUAAUCUCUAAUAUCCUGUCAUGACAUUGUGUAUGACGUAGUGCAUACUUAAGAAAUGUAUUUGUAACUUCAUUUUAGCUGUACCUUGCCAACAGAUCUCUCUCUCUCUCUCUGCAAACACACUGUACUACUGUAGUCUAUGUGUAGAGAAAACGACACUCUUUUUUUGCUGCUACACCAUUCGUGCCCUUUUAUGAUGUCUUUGUAGAAAACAAAUGCAGUUCUUUUUUUUGUUGUUGUAUUCGUAUAUACAGUACAUGCCAAUUAAUCGAUUCGAUGUCCACAUUAAAGUGUAUACUGCAUCGUCAAAUAUACUCGAGCUGAUACCAGGAUACAACCGUGAUGUUACAGAUGUUAUUAAAGGAAAUGUCUUAUUUUUCGUA
Messenger RNA from Mugil cephalus (flathead mullet), 5479 nucleotides. RefSeq names its product vascular endothelial growth factor Ba (gene vegfba). Gene Ontology annotation, molecular function: chemoattractant activity; heparin binding; growth factor activity. The transcript has 8 exons. Gene Ontology annotation, biological process: positive regulation of angiogenesis; sprouting angiogenesis; positive regulation of protein phosphorylation. Bases 986 to 1804 code for a protein of 272 amino acids. The record is from RefSeq and is a predicted model, not a curated record. Gene Ontology annotation, cellular component: membrane. Lineage: Eukaryota; Metazoa; Chordata; Actinopteri; Mugiliformes; Mugilidae.